AUGUUCACUCGCAACACGACAUUUCCCUUGCAAAGUUUUGACUGGCCUUCUGAACCUCGUAAUAUCACCAUUCAAGCCUCAAAUUCGAGUGAGCCUGCGAGUCCGACUUCAGCUUCGCAAAGCGAUGAGACCGUGAUUGGGACCCCGACAUCUCCACUGCCAUUUACAUCAGGACCGUGGGAUGAAACCAAAGACCCAUCUAAAGACUUGAAUAAGCCACUGCCAGGAUGGCCACUUGUGUCUAAAUUGAUUGCGCAGUACCCAGAUCUCGAAGCGUUCAAGGCCUUCCGGGACCUUAACAUUAAAAGUCUACUCUAUUAUCAAGCAGAACUAGAGAACCUACGCAAGAAGCUGCACCAAGCAGAAUAUAAUGAACAUCGCCAGGGUGAACAAGAGGGCAUAACGAAAGCUUCGAUGAUGGCGAUGAAUUUAGACUACUAUCUACUACAUGCUCGAAUGGACGGUAGUAAGUGCAAGUCUAAGCAAGUGAAGAUUAUGAAGCAGAUUAGAGUCGUCUUGAAAGAAUACAAUGAUGCGUUACUACAAUACUCCAAGCUUACAGCAUUACCGAGAGCAGACCCAUACAAUGUGGAAACCCUAAGAGUCUGGCUCAAGAGAGUGGGGAAACAUUGCAUCAGUGGGGAUGCGGCAUGUAUAUGGGGUGACUACACAGAAAAUGUAGGCGAAGCAAAGCCUUUGAGAUGGCAGUUUGUCAGUCUUAUGCGCAGUAUCUUUUGGCCGCCGGCCACUAUACCUGACAAUCUUGAUCUUAUUGUACCUCGGCAGGGUCAUACAGUUGACGGUCUAACUACGUGGAUUGCUAAUGAAUUUGUUCCAUUUUGGCACAGUAUCAAACAAACAUUACGUCGCCGGAAGGUGAAGACUGUCUCUGAAGAAAACGGGCUGCCCACUACUGAAGAUAAGAGACAUUCAUUUUUGGAAAAAAGAGAAACCUCAAGAGGCCCCCGCUUUUGGUUUUAUCGCAGGAAAUCUAUCUUUAGUACAGCAGAAGGAGACCCAAAGCCAAAGGAUAUGACAGGGCUUACUGUUUACUCUGAAGCACGCAUGUUAUGUUUUACCUCAGCUAUCGCCACGGUCAUUGCGUGCCUGUUACCCACCGUUGCCAUCGCAGUGCUCUCAAGUCUUGAUUCUACGAAAGAGCUACUUGGAGUUAUUGCGGCUUUUACAGCAAUAUUCGCUAUGGGACUUAUGUUUUUGACUGAUGCCAGUACAUCAAGGGUUGAGAUAUUCACCGCUACCGCUGCGUUCUCCGCCGUCAUGGUAGUAUUUGUACAAAAUCAAGAUGUCUAUAUUGGCGCCUCCCAAAACAGUCCUGGAACUCAAAUGACGAACAAAACGAAUUCAACGAAUUGA
Messenger RNA from Botrytis porri, 1374 nucleotides. RefSeq lists its product as uncharacterized. Lineage: Eukaryota; Fungi; Ascomycota; Leotiomycetes; Helotiales; Sclerotiniaceae. Bases 1 to 1374 code for a protein of 457 amino acids. The record is from RefSeq and is a predicted model, not a curated record. The transcript is spliced from 4 exons.